UGAAGAGAAGUCAGAAUUUAUUUUUGUCCGGAGCCAAAACAUUCAGCUGAAGGCAGAAAGAAAGACACCAUGUUCAGGUUUUCUGUACUAGUCUGUGUCUCCCUGAUUCUUGGCAUCACAGCGAAGCCAUAUAAACCGGGGAAUAAACUUACAGAUGCUGCAUUCCAGGAUACAGUUAUGUCCAUGGAUGACAAAGGAAAGAUGUCCUGGGGAGUGGAAGUGGAACCUCCUGAGGACCUGGACCAGACUGACUACGACAUUGACCCCAGCAUGAAGAUUUGGAAGAGCAUGGCGGGCAGGGAAGAGCCCCUGAAGGCCGAAGAAGACCUAAAUGAGCUGCACCAUCUUUCAAUGAAAGAUCUCCUCAAAGACCAGAUCCCUAACCAGGACGUCCUCCCUGUUGCUGACAUGUCGUAUAACGAACCAGAGGAGGAUAGAGACGACAUCGACCACCCUGUUUUCGGAGAAGCGGCCUCACAGGAAGCUGAGCAGGUCGAGAGCGAAGCUGGCGAAUGGACCCGUGUCUCUCAGUCAGAACCAGAGGAGGACCAGGACGAGCUGUAUCAUCGUGAUGACCAGGCCUUGCUGGUGCAAACUGAGCCACUAAGAAUUGAGGUCAUGGGCGCAAGACAGGUCAGACUUCACCUCCAGCCAGAGGAGGACAUGGACGACCUGAAUCACAAAGACCACCAGCAGCCGGCUCUUUACCAAGAUGCUGCUGAAUCUGAUGCUCCUGUUGAUUUGCCGUAUCAGAGGAGGCACAGUGAACCAGAGGAAGAUUUGGAUGAUCUGUACCACAUGUGAUUGUUCAACAACCAGAGUCUGUGUUGAUCCUUAUCAUGAUCAUGAGAUGAUCUUAAUCACAAGUAUUAAAAUAUCAAAGAUCAUAUAUUUAUGUCAGUGUCUGUUAUUUGUA
Molecule: messenger RNA, 916 nt
Organism: Limanda limanda (common dab)
Lineage: Eukaryota; Metazoa; Chordata; Actinopteri; Pleuronectiformes; Pleuronectidae
Exons: 4
Coding region: 70-804 (244 amino acids)
Source: RefSeq, a predicted model, not a curated record